Pectinophora gossypiella (pink bollworm) is the source of this 331-nucleotide messenger RNA. It is a transcript of the gene RpL29, whose product is annotated as 60S ribosomal protein L29. The transcript has 4 exons. The record is from RefSeq and is a predicted model, not a curated record. Gene Ontology annotation, biological process: cytoplasmic translation. NCBI's taxonomy places the organism in Eukaryota, Metazoa, Arthropoda, Insecta, Lepidoptera, Gelechiidae. Gene Ontology annotation, cellular component: cytosolic large ribosomal subunit; ribosome. Bases 74 to 295 code for a protein of 73 amino acids. Gene Ontology annotation, molecular function: structural constituent of ribosome.
GUCAACGUCAGAGUGACAGCACACUUCUUUACAAUUUUGCCUUCUCCGGUUUUAGGACAAGGAAUUCUUCGCCAUGGCAAAGUCAAAGAAUCACACAAAUCAUAACCAAAACCGCAAAGCCCACAGGAAUGGCAUCAAAAAGCCUAAGAAUGUCAGGCACGAAUCCACCCUUGGCAUGGAUGCCAAAUUCUUGAGGAACCAGAGGUUUUGCAAAAAAGGCAACCUUAAACCAGCCAAGCAAUUAGUGAGGGCCGCUGAGAGGAAAGCCACCCGUGAAGCUAAGGCUAAGAAAUGAACAUCUAGUUUAAGGAAAUAAAAACACUUAAAACCA